UCAGUUUGAUGAUAACACUCUACGCACAUGAACUUGAUUUUUGUCAGAUUUAACAUACCUACCUACUGAAAAGCUUAAAAUGAGUAAGUCCGAGAGAUAUAUAAAGAACGUCUUACUUUCCCAUAAGGACGGCAAAUACUUUAUCGAUAAAAUUAGAACAUUGAUAACGUGGGAAGAAGGGUGUCGUAUUUUAGACGUCGGAUGUGGCCCUGGAAAUGUGACAAGCGAUUUUCUUCUGCCCAUUUUACCAAAGUCAGGUACGAUAAUCGCUAUCGACAAGGCGGCCGAAGUGAUAUGCUACGCGAAGGAGCACUACGAGAAAUCCCCUCACGUUAAUUUCGUUCAAAUGGACAUCGUGUUUCCGGAUCCACAGUUAUACAAAACUUUCGACCAUGUUAUUUCGCUCUACUGCCUUCACUUCGUAGCCGAACAAGAGAUAGCGCUAAGAAACAUAUACAACAUGUUGAAACCUGGUGGAAACUUUUUCUUUACGUGCGUGGUGCAGUACAACGCUUUCGAAACAUUUGCCGCCAUUAGCGGUACCGAAAAAUGGAAGCCAUACAUUGUCGAUUAUAAAUCAUAUAUGUCCCCUUAUCAGCAAUCCAAAAAUCCAAAGGAUGACUUGGAGAAGAUGUUGCUGGCGGCUGGGUUUGAUAUAUCUUUUAUUGUCGAAGAACCAAGGAAAUAUAAUUACCUCAUAAACGAUAUCAAAGAGAUAUUUCUUUCGUUGGAUUGUAUAACCAUACCGCAGGAUCUCGAAGAUGAAUUUCAAACUGACCUUCAGCGCAUCAUUAGAAGCUUGGGACAGAUCCAAAUUGAAAAUGGCGAUGAAUUUUAUUGUACGAAAUGUCAGGUGUUGUUUGGGCAUGUCACUAAAUCAAAAAGGAGCCCGUAAAGGAGUUAAAAGAAAGUCGAUAAUAAGGACCUUUGGACUAAUUAAACGAAAAUAAAGCUUUCUCUCUGA
Molecule: messenger RNA, 964 nt
Organism: Photinus pyralis (common eastern firefly)
Lineage: Eukaryota; Metazoa; Arthropoda; Insecta; Coleoptera; Lampyridae
Product: juvenile hormone acid O-methyltransferase-like
Exons: 3
Coding region: 80-895 (271 amino acids)
Molecular function (GO): S-adenosylmethionine-dependent methyltransferase activity
Source: RefSeq, a predicted model, not a curated record